AUGAACAAGAUCCAACCCAAAAGGAUCAAGGGUGGUAUCAUCACCAUGCCCUUCAUCUUUGCAAAUGAGAUAUGUGAGAAGUUGGCCGUCGUCGGAUUUCAAACGAAUAUGAUCAGCUACUUAACGCAACAACUCCAUAUGCCGAUGACUAAAGCCGCCAACACUCUCACCAAUUUUGGCGGCACUGCUAGCUUGACUCCGUUGCUCGGAGCUUUCGUUGCCGAUUCCUUUGCCGGCCGCUUUUGGACCAUCACCGUUGCUUCCAUCAUUUACCAGAUAGGACUGGUAUCUUUGACAUUAUCCGCGGUGUUACCAAAGUUAAGACCCCCACCAUGCAAAAAUGGAGAAAUCUGCCAAGAAGCUAAUACGGGUCAAGUGGCGAUCUUGUACGUGUCGCUUCUGUUAACGGCGGUUGGAUCGGGUGGGAUCCGACCGUGCGUGGUGGCGUUUGGGGCGGACCAAUUCGAUGAAACGGAUGAAAAACAAAAGACGAGCACAUGGAAGUUCUUCAAUUGGUACUACUUUUCGAUGGGGGCAUCGAUGCUGGUGGCGGUGACAGUAAUCGUCUACAUUCAAGAUAAUAUCGGAUGGGGUUGGGGUCUCGGUGUUCCAACGAUAGCCAUGACUGUUUCGGUCAUUACCUUUGUGAUCGGGUACCCGUUGUACCGUAAUUUGAAUCCGGCGGGUAGCCCGUUUACCCGAUUGAUACAAGUGUGUGUGGCAGCUUACAAAAAGAGAAAUUUGCCUAUGGUUUCUGAUCAUAAACUGCUGUACCAGAAUGAGGAGCUUGAUGCCUCCAUUUCUGUCUCUGGGAAGCUUCAGCAUACUAAACAAAUGAAAUUUCUGGACAAGGCUGCCAUCGUCACCAAAGAAGAAUAUGCAAAAUCGCAGUCAAACCCGAACUUAUGGCGGCUAAAUACGGUCCAUCGAGUCGAAGAACUAAAGUCGGUACUUAGAAUGGGGCCAAUUUGGGCAUCUGGGAUUCUUCUAAUCACAGCUUAUGCACAGCAAAGCACAUUCUCCCUCCAACAAGCCAAAACAAUGAACAGAAGCCUCACAAGUUCAUUCCAAAUCCCAGCUGGAUCAAUGACCGUUUUCACCUUGAUCUCGAUGCUAACCACGAUAGUCUUCUAUGACCGUAUUUUCGUGCCCAUUACACGUAAACUCACAGGGCUAGAACGGGGAAUUUCUUUUCUUAGUCGGAUGGGAAUUGGCUUCGCGAUAUCGGUUCUUGCCACAUUGGUAGCUGGAUUCAUUGAAAUAAAGCGCAAAAAUGCCGCUUUUGCCCAUGGUUUGACUUACAAGCCUCACGAAACUAUUCCCAUUUCGGUGUUUUGGUUAGUACCUCAGUAUAGCCUACACGGGGUCGCAGAAACGUUUAUGUCAAUCGGGCACCUCGAGUUUUUCUAUGAUCAGGCUCCGGAGAGCAUGAGAAGCACCGCCACUGCGUUGUUUUGGAUGUCGAUUGCUGGUGGAAAUUACGCUAGUACCCUUCUCGUGACGAUGGUGCACAAGUUAAGCGCGGGCCAUGAUGGGUCGAACUGGCUCCCGGAUGAUAAUCUGAACACGGGAAAGCUAGAGAAUUUCUACUGGUUGAUCACAUUGCUUCAAGUUCUUAAUCUGAUUUACUACUUGUUUUGUGCAAAAUUCUACACUUUUAAGCCUAUUCAGGUUGCUCAACAAAAUGAUGGAAUUGAGGUAGGAAACAAUGUCUGAUUUGUGCCUAAAUUGUUGAGUUGGACCUCAAAGCAUUAGAAAGUGUAUGCAGUAAUCAUAGCCAAAGGGCAUAUGUGUAAUUCCACAUGAGUGUUU
This is a messenger RNA of Cynara cardunculus var. scolymus (artichoke), 1812 nucleotides long. RefSeq names its product protein NRT1/ PTR FAMILY 3.1. Gene Ontology annotation, molecular function: transmembrane transporter activity. The transcript has 4 exons. Gene Ontology annotation, cellular component: plasma membrane. Gene Ontology annotation, biological process: transmembrane transport. The record is from RefSeq and is a predicted model, not a curated record. Lineage: Eukaryota; Viridiplantae; Streptophyta; Magnoliopsida; Asterales; Asteraceae. Bases 1 to 1716 code for a protein of 571 amino acids.